Messenger RNA from Miniopterus natalensis, 2671 nucleotides. It is a transcript of the gene MACC1, whose product is annotated as MET transcriptional regulator MACC1. The record is from RefSeq and is a predicted model, not a curated record. Lineage: Eukaryota; Metazoa; Chordata; Mammalia; Chiroptera; Miniopteridae. Gene Ontology annotation, cellular component: cytoplasm.
AUUCACUAACACAAUGUUCCUGAACUGAAGAGGCUUGGGUUCAUUUCCAUAACUGUGGAAAAAUGUUAACCAGUGAAAGAGCCCAUUUUUGGUCAAGAGGAAUUUCACGAAGCAAGUCUGAAGGAAAUUUGAUGGAAAUGGAAGCCCGAAAAUCCUCAAAAAAUUGCAAUAUCAAAGAAUGCCCAGACCCAAGUUUGUGUCUCAAUUGGCCAGAUGUUUUCACACUUCACGGCAAUAAUGUUUCCAAAGCUACAAACCCAUUCUGGAAUGAACUGUCUGCUUCGAACCCAUUUUUGGAUGAUAUAACUCAGCUAAGAAACAACCGGAAGAAAGAUAAUAUUUCCAUCUUGAAGGAAGAUCCUUUUCUGUUUUUUAGAGAAAUAGAAACUGGAAAUUCUUUUGAUUCCUCUGGUGAUGAACUCGUGCAUGAGUGGCUUAAGCAGCCUUCCUCAGGGAGAUCCCCAAAAUCUAAAAGUGUCUCAGAACUUUUGGACAUUUUAGAUGACACAGCCCAUGCCCAUCAGACUAUAUGUAACUCCAGCCAGAUCCUAGAACAAGAUUUAGAAUGGCUUCAGAAUGAUCGAGAGGCUUAUAAAAUGGCAUGGUUAAGUCAACGCCAGCUGGCCCGCUCCUGCCUGGAUCUGAAUACAAUUCAUCAGAGUCCUGGAUGGGCCCAAACCCAGGCUGCGGAGACUGUGAUGGUCUGUAAAUUAAGCCACCGGGGAGGGUCAGUACAGUUACCUGAAUCAGAUAUCACCAUUCAUGUGCCCCAGGGUCACGUAGCUGUGGGAGAGUUCCAAAAGGUGUCUCUAAGGGUUUUUCUUGACCCUCCACAAAUGCUUAAUCACGCUCUUUCAUGCACCGUAAGCCCACUGUUGGAAAUCAUGUUAGGCAACCUUAACACAAUGGGAGCCAUUUUGCUGGAGAUGAAAAUCGGGGCUGAAGUAAGAAAGGAUCCUUUCAGCCAAGUCAUGACAGAAAUGGUGUGUUUACACAGCCUGAGUAAAGAAGGCCCUUUCAACGUGUUAAACAACUGCUACAUUUAUAAAGACACCAUCCAAGUCAAGCUAAUAGAUUUGAGUCAGGUGAUGUAUCUAGUGGUUGCUGCGCAAGCCAAAGCGCCUCAGUCACCAGCUGCCACCAUCUGGGAUUAUAUCCACAAGACCACCUCAGUUGGAGUUUAUGGGCCCAAAUAUAUCCAUCCCAGUUUCACUACUGUUUUCACAGUUUGUGGACACGGUUAUAUGCCAAGAAAGCUUACAAUCUCUGAUAUUAAGAAGGGUGGAAAAAACACAUCUCCAGUUGUGUUUCAGCUCUGGGGGAAGCAAUCAUUCUUACUUGACAAGCCACAAGAUUUAAAUAUUUCUGUUUUUUCAUGUGAUCCUGAUUUUGAAGUAAAGCCAGAAGGAGAAAGAAAAGAAAUUAAACAGAAGCAGUUGCAAGCAAGUCAGGUGGUUCAUAAACAAUUUUUAUUUUCUUUAGUUGACUCCAGAGCAAUGCACUUGUUCGUUUUCCGUGUUCAGCUAGAGCCUCCCAAUGGCAGACCAGUUACACAGUUCCUUAUCACUACGCCUAGUCCAGCCCCAAACCUAAAAAGACACUCAAAUCUGCCAGGUGAUUUGCAGAAGAAGGAAAUCAAGUCUGCUUCUUCAUUUCCAGCAGUGCACAUUAAAUAUCCUACAUUUCAAGACAAAAAGUUGAACUUUGCCGAUUAUGGAGUAACUCUGAAGACGGUGCUAAGACAAAACAAGAUUGACUACUUGCUUGAAUAUUUCCAAGGGGACACGAUAGCUCUUCUUGGGGAAGGGAAGGUAAGAGCCAUCGGGCGGUCCAAAGUGAAAGAGUGGUAUGUGGGAGUCCUGAGAGGUAAGAUUGGACUUGUACAUUGCAAAAAUGUCAAGGUGAUUGCAAAGGAACAAGUAAUGUCAGUGUCAGACAGUGUCUUCACAACCAGGAACCUUCUUGAACAAAUUGUCCUGCCCUUUAAAAAACUGACUUAUAUCUACUCAGUUGUAUUGACCUUGGUGUCAGAAAAAGUUUAUGACUGGAAAGUUUUAGCUGCUGUCCUGGGUUACUCACAUCUCACACUGGAAGAUUUUGAUCGGAUACAAACAGAUGAAGAAUCAGAAAAAGUUUCUUGUGUUUUAAAGAAGUUAAAAGAAGAUUGCCAUGCAGACAAGAACACCAGAAAGUUUCUUUAUGAACUCGUUGUGGCUCUGCUGAAGAUGGAUUGCCAGGGAUUAGUGGCACAUAUCAUCCAAGAGGCUGCUAUCCUGACUUCAGCUGUCAAGCUGGGAAAAGGCUGGAGGGAACUAGCUCAAAAGCUGGUACGACUCACAAAGCGACAAAUGGAGGCAUAUGAAAUUCCUCACCGAGGAAAAGCUGGAGAUGUUGCUGUUGAGAUGAUGUGGAAACCUGCUUAUGACUUUCUCUAUACUUGGGGCGCUCACUACGGAACUAGCUAUAGAGACGUGCUACAGGACCUUCAAUCAGCUUUGGACAGAAUGAGAAACCCUGUGACCAAACAAUGGCGGGACCUAACUGGAGUUCUACUGCUAGUACAUUCUUUAGAGGCUCUGAGAGCCACUGCGUUCUCCCCUUCGGAGGAAGUAUAGAAAUGAAGGAAAUCCUUUCCUGCUCUUCCAUACGAAGUGUCUCCUCACGUGCGUGG